Messenger RNA from Prorocentrum cordatum, 723 nucleotides. The record is from the annotation of a GenBank genome assembly. NCBI's taxonomy places the organism in Eukaryota, Dinophyceae, Prorocentrales, Prorocentraceae.
AUGCACCCGCACGACCGCACGAACAAGAAAGUCCGCAAGACCAAGGAGAUCCGCACAACCGUGAAAAACCACAGGACCAAGAAUAUGACCACGGCCUGGUCGGAGAUUCGCACAACCAAGGAAAUCAGCAAGACCUCCGAGAAGAUCCGCAGAACUACGAAAAUCCCCUCGUCCAUGAAAAUCCGCAGGGCCCCCGAGAGGAUCAGCGCGACCAAAAACAUUCGCAAGACCAGGAAGACGAUCCGCAACAGCAAGGUCAGGAGGACCUGGAACAACCGCAGGACCAAGAAUAUCACCGCGGCCUGGUCGAAGAUCCGCACAACCAAGAAGAACAACAUGACCUGCGAGAAUACCCGCAGAACCAAGAAGAUCCGCAACACCAGGCAGGGACGCAGGAGCAAGAGGAUCCGCAGAACCAUGACGAUCCGCAAGGCCAAGGAGAUCAUUGUCAUUCUCACCCCUGUCCGGGUUGAUGGCCUCGUGACCAAGAGCACCCAAAACCGCGUACAGAUCCUCCUCGACGCGGGUGGCAAUGUCGCCCGCGAAUUGGCUAGGGACGAACUCGGGUGCCUCGCGUCGGAGCCGAGGCACGACUCCCACCUGCUCAACUUCGCUCUUCUCGCACUUGUCCAGGAAGACCUCGUGCCCCUCGGCAGCGGCGCGGCGAAAGAGGCGACGGUCACGGCGAUAGACACGGUUGCAGACCGCUCAGCGCCUGUGUAA